CCUCUCGCGUUGUUUUCACUGCUUUCAAGGAAUCAUCCUGUCAAGUUUAGGACCGCCUGUUCCUGGGAACAAUGUACGAACCGGAAACUUGUUCUCCCACCGCUGUUUUGGUUAAUGUUUGUUAACAAAGUGACGGUUUAAAUCUCCCUCGGGCACGCCCAUUCCUUCUCCGUCUCUCUCCGUUCCAAAGGGCGGCCGGCUGGAGGUUAUCUAACAGGGAGAGAGUGAGAGUUCAGCUGGGCUGAGGGAUAUCAGAGACUCUCUGGGACAGCUGGACUUCAUCAGGUGCUUGGUGUGUGAGGAGCCCACGUCAACGUGUCUCCGCACGGAUGUCCAGCAAGUUUACUUAAAAAAAAGAAAGAAAGAUGGACCGAAGAGCUGAAGCGUCUGGAGCCUCGCGAGGUUCCUCCCCGGGUCCCUCGGCUAUGGACCCCCAGAGGAGGAGGACGGUGAUUCGCGUUACUUACCUCAUCACUGCUCUGGACGUCACGUGGAUGUUUCUACAGUUCGCCGUGACGCCGUAUUUAGCAAAGAAACUUGGCUUUGACACGUUACAGUUCGGUUAUUUACAAACCACAGUGGGUGUCAUUCAGCUGUUCGGCGGUCCUCUGUUUGGAAGGUUUGGGGAUCUCUUCGGGGCACGUGCAGCUUUGACCUUGGCGUGUUCUGCCACCAUCGCUUUCUUCCUGCUGCUGGCCAACGCGACCCAUCCGGCCAUGCUGUUCAUCCACAAGCUCCCCACUCUCUUCAUGCACGUCAUACCUGUGACUCAGAUGGUUGUUGCGGACCUUUCAGAACCUGAGAAAAAAGCUGACGCUUUAGCCAAACAGGGAAUGUGUUUUGGGAUUGGUAUGAUCGUUGGCUCCACUUUAGGAGGACAGCUAAACACACUCUAUGGGGAGGAGUUUGUUGCGUAUUGUGGUGCUGCAGGGAGCGCAGCCACUUUGCUGCUGGUCUUAUUCUUCAUCCCUAAAACCACUAAAGUCGAGUCUGCCACAAGCAACGCUGCAAGUGAAAAUGAGAAGAAAUCAAUAUUCAGCUUGGGAGAAAUCACAAGACUGAGGAAGUUUCCAAGAGUGACCAAAAUUUUCACGAUCAAGAUAGUUUCAGGUUUGCCAUCAGUCAUUUUCCAGGUGAUGUUCUCAAUCAUUGCUCUGGACUUCUUCAAGCUGCUCCCUGAACAGAACGGCUACCUGCUCGCCUACUUUGGCAUCACGCAGAUGGUCGUUCAGGGAGGAGUCAUCGGUCCGCUCACGGCGAGAUUCUCCGAGCAUUCGCUGCUGCUUCUGUCCAUCGGAGUUGCUUGUUUGGUGGGAGUGGCUCAGAUAAUUUUCAUGGAGAACGUGGCCCAGUUCUGUGUGAUCGUCGUCCCCAUGAUGUUUUCCCUGAGCCUGUUUGGUGUCAUUACUGACAGCAUGCUCACCAAGAGCGUCCCGUCCUCGGACACAGGCACGAUGCUCGGACUGUGUGCGUCUGUCCAGUCUCUUCUCCGGACAGUCGGACCGACCAUCGGUGGCUACCUGUACGUGAAUCAUGGCAUUUCCUCCAUCGGUUUCAGCCAGUUCUUUAUCAAUGCUGUUAUUUUAGUUUACUUGGUGCUGCGGCGCGCCAACAAAGACGACAAGGACAGCAAAUGAAACUGGAGGAGGAGCUUAUUGUUCCUGUUAAAAUGUUAAAAGAUCAUUUUAUUUCUAAAACAAUCAUUUUAAUAACAUGAAACAUUCCAGUUCCUGGGCUUUCAGGUUUUGAACUCUGUUGGGGGAGAUUACAAACUGAGCCACUAGAUGGCAGCAAAUUGUCCGUUUUGUCAAUGUGAAUGGACAACAUGCUUUUUACACUGCUUGAACUGAGCCCAAAGGAGGUUGCACUGGAGCAGUGCUGAUGCCCUCAUUUUCAAAUUAUCAUUGACACACACACACACACACACACACACACACACACACACACACACACACACACACACACACACACACACACACACACACACACACAACU
This is a messenger RNA of Salarias fasciatus (jewelled blenny), 1995 nucleotides long. RefSeq names its product solute carrier family 67 member 1 (gene slc67a1). NCBI's taxonomy places the organism in Eukaryota, Metazoa, Chordata, Actinopteri, Blenniiformes, Blenniidae. The transcript is spliced from 10 exons. The record is from RefSeq and is a predicted model, not a curated record. Gene Ontology annotation, cellular component: nuclear envelope. The coding region runs from base 366 to 1637 and encodes 423 amino acids. Gene Ontology annotation, molecular function: transmembrane transporter activity. Gene Ontology annotation, biological process: transmembrane transport.